AUGCAAAAGCUCAUCAUUGCCUUCGCUGUUGUUUCGGCCACUUCGGCCUUCCUCUUCCCAUCAUCAGGUGGAUCUGGAUGUGGAUGCGCGUAAGUAUUUCUUUGAAUUUUUUCUCUAAUUUUUGAAAAUCAACUAUUUUUUCAAAAUUUGUUGUUUUUCAAAUGAUAUUUUUAAAUAUAUAAUUCAAUUAUUAUUUGCAGUCCACCACCACCACCACCACCACCAUGUGGAUGCGGAGGUGGACUCCAACUCCCACAACUCCCACCUCUUCAACUUCCACAACUCUCUCUUCCAUCCCUCGGAGGUGGAUGCGGAGGACCAGCUCCAUGUGCUGCACCAGCCGCCGCCGGAUACGUUGCCCCACCACCAGCUCCAGCUGGAGGAUACGCCACUGCCCCAGCUGCCCCAGCCGGAGGAUACGCAACUGGACCAGCCCCAAUCAUCGGAGGAGGAUCAUACGCCGCCCCACAAGCCCCAAUCGGAGCCGGAGCUUCAUACGCCGCCCCACAAGCCCCAAUCGGAGGAGGUGCCGCUUACGCCGGAGCCCCAGAAGUUGCCCCAGCUGUUGGAGGAGCCUCAUACGCCGCAGGACAAGCUGCCCCAGCUGCCUCAUACGCCACCAACCAAUAA
Molecule: messenger RNA, 630 nt
Organism: Caenorhabditis angaria
Lineage: Eukaryota; Metazoa; Nematoda; Chromadorea; Rhabditida; Rhabditidae
Source: the annotation of a GenBank genome assembly